CCCCCCCUCCCUCCCCAUCGUUUUCUCGCCGUCUCUGUUCGGCGUUCUCUCGUUUGAACUCGCCCGACUCUCCCCUCCGCUCUCCCCGUCAUUCCCGGUGUUUAUCCGACUCGCUCUCUCUUUUCCGGGGCUGUGCCCUCUCACUUCACGCUCCCCUCGUUCUCUCUCUCCCAGCCUUCCCGAUUUAUCCACUCUCCUCUCCCUCCGUGCACUCUCCCCCUCCUCUCCUCACUACUCUCGCCUCUCUCUCUCUUUUGCAAGUGCUGCCCCCCCCCCCGCCGCCUCUCACUCCACGCUCCACUCGUUCUCUCUCCCAAGGUUGUCGCUCGCUCUCUCUCUCUCUGCGCUCUCAAAUCCUGUGCUCUCUCUAUCUCUGUGUGCUCUCUCUGCGCUCUCUCUCUGCGCUUUCUCCCUCUCUCUCUCUCUGCGCUCUCUACGCUCUCUUCUCUCUCCGCUACCGAAGACGUCUUCCCAGGGAGCGAUCCUGCGCCCCGGCCCCAUGACGGACCCAUCCCGCGGUGAAGGAGCUGGUGCCGUGGCGGACGGGCACGGCACCGCGGGGGUGGACACCUCUGGUGGACGCAAGGUCGUGCGCAGGGUCGUGCGCAGGGUGGUGGAGACCUCUCCGCUGCUGCACUCCCCCUCCACCUGGAUGCUCGCGUUCGCUCUACUCCUCACCUGGGGAGCCGUCGCCGUCGUCAUGUUCGACGUCGUGGACCUGAAAGUGUACCUGGGCCAGGCGUUGGAACCGGACGAGGAGAACGAUGGCCUGGACGAGGAGACGGCCUCCCUGAGAGAGGCCGCCGCGUUCGCCGCCGCCGCCGCCUCCGCCAAGGACGAGCACGAGUCGGGGAAGAAGACAAAGAAGACGAAGAAGACGACGAACGCCGCGGCACAGAAAGCGGACGCGGCCAAGGGCACCGGGAAGAAGAACGAGGCAGCGGCGGCGGGGUCAGGGGUCAAGGGCGAAAAACAGGGCAAGGGCGAGGAACUCGACUCGGGGGGCAAGAAGAAGAAGAAGAAGGAGAGCGACAACAACAGGGGGGGCGAGCGGCAAGAGGGCGAGGCGAACGAGGGAACGAAGAGGAGGAGGGGGGGAGGCUGACCAGCGGGCUCCGUGCGGGGAUCGAACCUGAGCGCUCCGGGUGGCGGAAGCCGAUUCUGAACCCCCCCCCCCCCUCUACCCCCGCCACGCACCCAUCCCCUCCGAUCUCCCCACCGCCGCUUUCGGGUUGUCACGGACCGACCUCGCGGACGCGUGAACACCGUCGCGUGCGUCCGAUCGGUCGGAGGGCCUCGUAACCGCGCGGCUGGCACUGCUGUGUGUGGGGGGGCGGGGGGUCGGACGGAGCGGCUUUUGCGGAUAUAAAAGUGCGAGCGAGCC
This is a messenger RNA of Lethenteron reissneri (Far Eastern brook lamprey), 1384 nucleotides long. RefSeq names its product triadin-like. The record is from RefSeq and is a predicted model, not a curated record. Lineage: Eukaryota; Metazoa; Chordata; Hyperoartia; Petromyzontiformes; Petromyzontidae. Gene Ontology annotation, cellular component: membrane.